CCAACCGCUAGCCGCAUCCACUAACUGCUGAGCUCCCAGACCCAACGCCGAUGCAGCCAUGCGUUACCUCUACUUCCGCCCCAACGCAAGCCCGCCCCGGCCUCACCGCCACCACCUCGAUGCCUGCGCCUCGCGUGCCCACCUGGCAGAGCUCCACGGCCGGCUCGUCCGCGCCCAUCUCGCCCCCGACGCCGCCGUUACCGGCCGGCUCGUCGCCCUCCUCGCAUCCCCCGUGGCGGGCCACGACAUGCGCUACGCGCGCAGGGUUUUCGACCGAAUGGCGCAGCCGAACGCGCCCGUAUGGAACAGCAUGAUCAGAGGGUACUCCAACCGCGGCGCGCCUGCGGACGCGCUGGCGACGUUCAGGGCCAUGCUUCGGAGAGGCGUCUCCCCUGAUGGUUACACGAUGGCCGCUGCUGUGUCAGCGAGUGCUGCUCUUGCUGGCUGGGAGUGGCGGGUGACCGGGGACGUGGUGCAUGCAAUGGUUCGGAAGAUUGGGUAUGCGUCAGACCUGUUCGUCAUGUCGGGUCUUGUGAAUUUGUAUGGCACGUUUAGAAGUGCCAAGGACGCAAAGAAGGUUUUCGAGGAAAUGCGCGAGAAAGAUGUGGUGUCUUGGACGUUGAUGAUCUCAGCUUUUGCACACUGUGGUCUGUGGGAUGACGCCUUCAGGUUUCUAUCUGAUAUGCAAGCAGAAGGGAUUCCUCCUAACAAAGUCACGAUAAUAAGUUUGCUUUCUGCUUGUGGGCAAGGGCGGGCUGUUGACGAAGGCCGGUGGGUGUAUGGUCAGCUUGGCAAAUUUGGCAUUGAGGCUGAUGUGGAUAUAAUAAAUGCACUCAUAAGCAUGUAUGCAAAAUGUGGAUGCAUUUCUGAUGCUUUGGAAGCAUUUCGGGUCAUGCCUGAAAGAAAUACUAAAUCAUGGAACACUUUGAUUGAUGGGUAUGUGCAAAAUCAGAAGCAAAAAGAAGCACUAGGAAUGUUUGAACAGAUGAUAUCAAAUGGCGUAACUCCAGAUGCAGUAACACUUGUAAGUGUCUUAUCAGCAUGCGCUCAGCUUGGUGAUCUUCAGCAAGGGAGGGACAUCCAUAAUUACAUAAAAAAUCAUGGGAUCCAUUGUGAUACCAUCCUUACAAAUUCUUUGAUUAACAUGUAUUCCAAAUGUGGAAAUAUGGCAGCAGCUGAAGUGGUUUUCCAGACUAUGAAACAAAGGGAUGUUGUUUCAUGGACAACUAUGGUUUGCAGUUAUGUCCAGGGACGUCAAUUUACAGCAGCCUUUGACUUUUUUGAAGAGAUGAAGGCUGGACAAGUUGUCGCAAAUGAAAUGGCACUGGUUAGUCUACUUUCUGCUUGUUCACAGCUUGGAGCACUUGAUAAAGGGAGGGAGAUACAUUCUUAUAUAGAAGAGAAUAAUGUAAGAAGAGAUGUAUGCCUAGAAAGUGCCCUGUUGGAUAUGUAUGCAAAAUGUGGCUGCGUUGACAUGGCUGUUGAAAUAUUUAGUAAAAUUCAGCAUAAGCAAACCCUCGCAUGGAAUUCUAUGGUUGGAGGUUUUUCAAGCAAUGGACAUGGAAAAGAAGCAGUCCACCUCUUCGACCAAAUGCUGAAGUUAGGAGAGCCCAAACCUGAUGGUAUUACCUUUAAGGCAGUCCUUGCUGCCUGUGCUCAUGUAGGAAUGGUUAAUGAGGGGCUAAAGUACUUUCAUUCCAUGUCUAGCUUUGCUAUUGCCCCUGAUAUUGAGCACUAUGGUUGUAUAGUAGACCUCCUAAGUAGAGCUGGGCUGCUAGAAGAAGCAUUUGAGUUCAUCAAGAAGAUGCCAAUAGAGUCUAAUCCUGUAAUUUGGGGAUCACUUCUUUCAGCAUGUAGAUUCCAUCACAAAACGGAUUUAGGGAAGAGAAUCGGACAGCACAUAAUUAAAUUAGCUCCUAAUGAUGUGGGAGCACAUGUGCUAAUUUCGAACUUACAUGCUGAAGAAGGUCAGUGGGAUGAUGUACAGCAAAUAAGAGGGCUGAUGGAAAGCAAGUGUAUAGAGAAGUCACCUGGUCACAGCUCCAUCCAAGUCUAAAUCUAAACCUUCAUUAUGUAGUUUAGCGUGAAUAUGCGAUCUGUUCUGACAGGAGGAAUGCCAAGCAGUGCAUUUUCUGUUUUAUAAGACAUCAGGCAUGACAGGUCAAUCUCCGUUGCCUUGUGGACAUGUGUUUUGGGGUUAACACUGCCUAAAGCUUUGUAUACAGCACUUCUUUCAAUAGAUCCAUACUCACACUCAGUGAUUGCUCAAGCUCAGCUAAACUUGUCCAUGGUAGCAUGCCUUGGAUAAUGUUCAUGUGUGUAUUUGAAGUUGUGACAAGAACCGAAGGCGUGUAAAAUAUGCCCAUUUACUAUUUUCGUAUGCGACAUAGAACUUACCCGUUGUUCAGUUCCUAGAUAAGCAACCAUCUGGGUUCUGGAUUUUUUUUUAUGUACCUAUUAUUGUGCUCCCUAAGCUCUGAUCUUCUGUGUGUUCUAGUCAUGCCUAUACUAUUGAAGAAUCAUGUUUUAUUCCUGAAUUUUUGUACCUUUAAUUUGUUAAAACUAUUCAUUUCUCCUGUUCUAAAUAAAUAACAAUUUACAUUUUUAACUAUUGCACUGUUCAUGCAGUUGGCAUUCUUCCAGCUAACAAGUCCAAAUAAAUAAUGAUGCUGAAAUUAGAGGCACAAGCCCUUGUCUGUACUUCAUAAUUUCAGCAUUGGCAUUCUUCCAUUCUCAAAGCUGCACAUAUGGUGAACCAGCGCCAGAAGAGAAUCCCAAGUAAGCAGCUGGAGUUACUGAAUUGUGCAUGCUGGCAACUAAACAAUAAUUUCGAAUGCACGAGGAACACAGCCUUAAUUGUCUUAAUCGGCUCAAUCAGCAGAUGUCUGUAUCCCUUGUACAGAAUGCAAAUUGUUGCAUUCUGCAUUCGUGUCCCUAGUGUCUGUGGCUGUAAGUUAUGUCUGUAUCUGUGCAGUGAAAAGGUUGCUGAAGGAAGAACCAAAAACAGGGGUUAGGGGUAAGGAAGGUAUGAGCGCUAGCAAAUGGAGUUCAUGGCUUCUACGUGACUACGCUAUUAGUAGAAUCACUCCUAAUCUGUGGUCUGAUGCAGCACUGUUCAUAUAGUCAAAUGCUCAUGUCAUAGGUCCA
Messenger RNA from Phragmites australis (common reed), 3147 nucleotides. RefSeq names its product pentatricopeptide repeat-containing protein At3g22690-like. Gene Ontology annotation, biological process: RNA modification. Bases 59 to 2056 code for a protein of 665 amino acids. Gene Ontology annotation, molecular function: protein binding; RNA binding. The transcript is spliced from 2 exons. The record is from RefSeq and is a predicted model, not a curated record. Lineage: Eukaryota; Viridiplantae; Streptophyta; Magnoliopsida; Poales; Poaceae.